Betta splendens (Siamese fighting fish) is the source of this 6252-nucleotide messenger RNA. Its product is annotated as protein GPR108-like. The record is from RefSeq and is a predicted model, not a curated record. Gene Ontology annotation, biological process: transport. Gene Ontology annotation, cellular component: membrane; Golgi apparatus. Lineage: Eukaryota; Metazoa; Chordata; Actinopteri; Anabantiformes; Osphronemidae. The coding region runs from base 252 to 1910 and encodes 552 amino acids. The transcript is spliced from 18 exons.
CAAGACCAGGAAGCGAGACCUUGCCAUAAGCUAGCAUUCUACGUACGCAAUGGAGGCGCAAAUAAUCCGAAAACAUAACAUGAAUGGUCACUGUUAGAUAACAAUUUAGAGUGAACUCAAAAGCCAACAGAGCUGUUACGCAGCGCGUUUACUGUGAAUGCUAGCUAGCUCGUUCUUUAGUCAUCUGCCAGGAUUGUCGCCAGCUAACGUUAGCACAUAGCAGCCGAUAGCGAGUCGGUUACUGUCCUGUGAUGGCUGUGGCACACAGAUGUUGUGUUCUGGCUGGAUAUUUACUUUUGUUACUGCUAACUGGGUGCAAAGCGAGGAUACACACGCUGACUCUGAAGAAUGAAACCCGGUUUGCUGUCGACCUCAACAGCUUUGGUUUCUACGCUAACGGGAUUCUCAAUGUCAGCGUGUCUUUUCUUCAGCUCCCUACAUCUGUGAACUACACCAGUUUUCCUGUUGGUUUCACCCUCUCCAGGUCUCGAAUGAAUGGAGUCUUGUCGUACACAGCAGAGGAGACAGAAACGUGCCCACUCACUCCCCCAAAGUCGACAAACACUGAACCUCUGAUCCUAUUUCUUAUCAAUAUCGACACUCUCAGCGUCACCGUGAAAGCUAGGGGUGAGCAGGACAACCUCUUGAUAGCAAAGUUAAAACCAGAAGUAGCUGAAGGUGAGGUGAGGAAAACCAGAGAUGAUAAUCCUCCUGAGCAUCCGCCUCCGGAUAAACAAGAUGAAACUAAACCACAGGACAAUAAGGACACAAAGUCAGGAGAUAAGUCUGACAAAAAAGCAGAUGAAAAGACGAUGCCAGAAGUGGAAACUACAGUCAAUCUGAAAAAGACCAAGGAUCUGUCCUUAGCUUUGGACAAAGAUCAUGGUUCCUACAGCUUCAGUUUCGAUAUGGUGGUCGGAUCAUCGGCAGAGGGUCUAUACAGCCUCAAGUUUCACUACUGUACAAACAGGAUGUCUCAAGAAAAACUGUCCUACUCCUUCAGUGUGAAUGUGACUGAGAAGAAUCUGGGUGGGUUCCUGUCCGCAGCAGAAAUCCCUCUGUCUCGCCUCUACAUCUGUAUGGCUGGAGUCUUCUUCACGGCUGCCCUGGUCUGGGUGUACACGCUCAUGAAGCACAGGUACAGCGUGUUUAAAAUCCACUGGUUGAUGGCAGCACUGGCCUUCAUUAAGUCCAUAUCACUGGUUUUCCAUAGUAUCAACUAUCACUACAUCAACACUGAGGGUCGUCCUAUUGAAGCCUUGGCCGUCAUGUAUUAUAUAACACACCUACUGAAGGGGGCUCUGCUGUUCAUCACACUGGUGUUGAUUGGCACCGGCUGGCCUUUUAUUAAGUACAGCCUGUCGGGCAGAGAAAAGAAGAUCUUCAUGAUUGUCAUUCUUCUUCAGGUCCUGGCUAAUGUUGCCUACAUCAUCAUCGAGUCUACUGAGGAAGGAUCGAGUGAAUACUAUCUAUGGAAGGAGAUUCUCUUUGUGGUUGACCUGAUCUGCUGUGGAGCCGUCUUUUUCCCUGUUGUCUGGUCUAUUCGUCAUCUUCAAGAAAACAAAGCUGCUAUGAAUUCAGAAAAGCUCAAGCUGUUCCAACAUUUAUAUGUGAUGAUCGUGUGUUAUAUUUUUUUCACGAGGAUCAUAGCCAUUCUGCUGAACAUCACCAUGCCGUUCCAGUGGCAGUGGUGCUACGAGUUCCUGGUAGAGGUGUCUACUCUGAUCUUUUUUGUGUUGACGGGCUACAAGUUCCGACCGGCGUCCAAUAACCCCUACCUCCAGCUUCCCCAGGAUGAGGAGGACGUAGAGGUGGAUGAAGUAUUGACUCAGUCUGGGGCGCUCAAAGGUGUUUCCAAACUGAAGAAGACAUCUAACGGACAUGAGCUCCAGAAGGAGCCCACUUUGUGAGUGUGGAGCUGCAUCUUGAGGAGUGACUCACUAAACAUCCCCAGGCCCGCUGGUGUUAACGUGGUACACAUGGACCAAGACCCUUCACAUCGAGUGAAAGCUUUCCUUUUAAAACUCCUUACGUGUUUGCAGUGGCUGUGCCAACUGUAUGGCUAUGCAAAAAAAAAAAAAAAAGAUUCAACUUUUUUUGGACACUCCCCAUUUCUCAACAACUCCACCCGGAAACUCUGAAAAGUCUGACACAUGGUGGAGAAGUGAAAGGAACUCUGUUGUUCUUCAGUUGCCACCCCUCUCUCUCUCUCUCUCUCUCUCUCUCUCUCUCUCUCUCUCUCUCUUUCUCCAAAGAUAAUUAUCCAUCCAUCCAUGUUCAUCCACUUUAUCCGGGGCGAGGUCGCGGGGGCAGCAGUCUGAGCAGAGAGUUCCAGACUUCCCUCUCCCUGGACACUUCCUCCAGCUCAUCCGGUGCGACCCCAAGGCGCUUCCAGGCCAGCUGAGAGUCUCUCCAGUGUGUCCUGGGUCUUCUUCUGGGUCUCCUACUGGUGGGACAUGCCCAGAACACCUGGUGUCCAGGAGGCAUCCGAACCAGAUGCCCGAGCCACCUCAACUGGCUCUCCUCGAUGUGGAGGAGCAGCGUCUCUACUCCGAGCUCCUCCCGGGUGACAGAGCUCCUCACCUUAUCUCUAAGGGAGCGCCCAGCCACCCUGCGGAGGAAGCUAAUUUUAGCAGCUUGUAUCCAUGACCUUGCCCUUUCGGUCAUGACCCAAAGCUCAUCACCAUAGGUGAGGGUAGGAACGUAGAUUGACCGGUAAAUUGAGAGCUUUGCCUUUUGGCUCAGCUCCCUCUUCACCACGAUGGACCGAUACACCGACCGCAUUACUGCAGCCGCCGCACCGAUCCGUCUGUCAAUCUCACACUCCUUCCUUCCCUCACUCGUGAACAAGACCCCAAGAUACUUAAACUCCUCCACUUGGGGCAGGAACUCUCCUCCAACCUGGAGAGAGCAAACCACCUUUUUCAGGUCGAGAACCAUGGCCUCAGAUUUGGAGGAACUGAUUCUCAUCCCAGCCGCUUCACACUCGGCUGCAAACCGCACCAGCGCACGCUGGAGGUCCUGGCCUGAUGAAGCCAACAGGACGACAUCAUCUGCAAAAAGCAGAGAUGCUAUCCUGUGGUCCCUGAACCAGACCCCCUCCGGCCCCUGGCUGCGCCUAGAAUUUUUGUCCAUAAAAAUAAUGAACAGAACCGGUGACAAAGGGAAGCCCUGCCGAAGUCCAACAUGCACCAGGAACAGGUCUGACUUAUUGCUGGCAAUGCGAACCAAGCUCCUGCUCCGGUUGUACAGAGACCGACCAGCCCUUAGCAAAGGGCCCUGGACUCCAUACUCCCGGAGCACCCCCCACAGGAUGUCACAAGGGACGCGGUCGAAUGCCUUCUCCAGGUCCACAAAACACAUGUAGACUGGUUGGGCAAACUCCCACAAACCCCCAAGCACCCUGCUGAGGGUAUAAAGCUGGUCCAGCGUUCCACAACCAGGCCGAAAACCACAUUGUUCCUCCUGUAUCAGAGGUUCGACUAUUGGCCGAAUUCUUCUCUCCAGUACCCUGGCAUAGACCUUGCCAGGGAGGCUGAGAAGUGUGAUCCCCCAAUAGUUGGAACACACUCUCCUUUCCCCUUUUCCCUUUUUGUGAAGAGGGACAACCACCCUCGUUGUUCAUGCUAGAGAAACUGUCCCCCUCGUCCUCGCGAUGUUGCAGAGGCAUGUCACCUAAGACAGCCCUACAACAUCUAGAGACUUGAGGUACUCAGGACCGAUCUUAUCCACCCCCGCUGCCCUGCCACUGAGGAGCUUACAAACUACCUCUGUGACCUCAGCCUAGGUGAUGGGCGAGUCCACCUCUGAGUCCCCUGCCUCUGCUUCCUCAGCAGAAGGCAUUUUAAAGGGGUUGAGGAGAUCUGUCUGACAGAGAGUUCAGCCAGACGUUCCCAACAGAGCUUCACGAUACGUUUGGGCCUGCCAAGUCAUUCCAGCCUCCUUCCCUGCCAGCGGAUUCUACUCACCACCAGGUGAUGAUCAGUUGACAGCUCAGCCCCUCUCUUCACCCGAGUGUCCAAAACCUAUGGCCGAAGGUCAGGUGAAACAACUACAAAGUCUUUUAUCGACCUCAGGCCUAGGGUGUCCUGGUGCCAUGUUCGAACAUAGUGUUCGUUAUAGCCAAACAGUGCCUAGCACAGAAGUCCAAUAACAUAACACCAUUCGGGUGUAGCAAUCCACGUCUGGACUGAGGUGACCUAACCUACAUGGGAACUUAACUCCCUCAUUGAAGAGCCUCUACGUCCUUUCCAGUCCCCAGAGAUAAGGAACCCUGAAUCUUUCUCCACCACAGGAGACUGGUUUCUAUCAUAACAGGCACCAAUUGGCGCCAACAUCUCGCAUGUCCAUAUCAAAGAACCAUGAACCCACUUUGUUGAUCUAUCUGUAAAUCACACUUAUCAUUCUGAAAGGACAGCCUGUCAUCUUUAUCACCGAGAAGCUGUCUCUCCCAGAACUGGAACCACCAGCCAUAAAAUGUGGAAUGUGCUCAUUAAGAGAACAAGAGACUUCAUUUGGACACAAGUUCCGGUUCAGAUGCACCAGAACUUUCAACUUCCAUGAAACAGAUGCCAUUGUAUUCUGUGGACAAAAUGUUUUCAUUUGAUACUAGAUUGGUUUCUGUGUGAUGUUUAAUGCCUGAUCUACAGAUUUGCACUCCUUUGUGUGAACAUACAAAGUUGAAAUACACAUACUCACCUUCUUUACUUCUUUUAAUCUGUGCAACAUGCAUAUAGGCUAUGUCCACCAGCUACAAUUAGGCAUCCUCAUUAUUGUAUUACAUUUUUAAUUGUUACAAUUGUUUAAUCAGUAAUGUCUAGAUUAAGCCAUUUAUAAUUUGAUUUUGCUUGCAUGUAUUAUUUGUGUAUGUUUAAGUGUUUACUUGGUGUUACAUAGGGACAAGACCAAUCAUGAAUAACAUUUUAUUUGUUACAGCGUUUUAAGGGACCACAUAUAAGACCUUAAUAUUCUAUGCAUUUAAUAUUGCUGUUAACCAUUCUGACUUCCCUGCUUUUUUAAGUGCCAAAGUGGUCUUUACAUGUGUAUUAUGUUAUGGCGUGAUGGAACUUUGAUCUUGAUGAAAAGAAGAAAGAUUAGUUAUGCCAGAUUUAAGUAGAGGUCACAAGAAUUCAUGACAUAAGUGACUGAUUUUUAUUUUUUAUUUUUUUUUUGCAAUUGAGUUGUCAUUGUUGUUCAUAACUAGUAACUAAUUGAAUUGACAUCUGGCGUUGACUAGAUUGAAACAAGCGUGGUUUCAGCUUUAAAACAAAUCUGGUGCCCCAAUUACUGUACAAUAACCCUCCCAUGAUCUCGUACUCACUGUAAUGGAUUGUACUGUACCAACGCAAACCGUUCUGUAUUCUCUAAAUCUGUACUUGCUGUUGUGUGAAGUAAUUUCCCCACUAUGGGACUAUUAAAGAUUUUUCUUAUCACUAACUGUCCUAUCGCUCAAUAUACAUAUUGUCCCUCAUACACUUUUUCUUCUGUAGUAUAUUGAAAUACAUUCAACAGUCAACAUUGUAUAUUUCAAUAUAUAAACAUGCAUAUUGCAAUGUUAUAUUUCAGUAUAAUGAGUUCCAUCAUAUCUGGCAUUUGGACCGCUGCUGUAAUUUAGUGCUUUAAUUAUUAGACUCGCGUCUCUGAGCUCAGUCCAAAUGAAACGUGGGUCUCUUGAUAGUAUAAAGUGGUUUGGGGUCAGUGCUAGUUAUCAGAGCAGUGGUACUCUGUUUGGUUUUGUUCUUUCCUUUGGCCGAGCUGUGCCCGUCUGCACAGAGAAGUGACCUGAACUCAUCUUUGAAUUCACCUGCUUUGGGUUUUACCUUUUGCUCUUGAUGUGAAGUUUAUUUUAUUCACUAGUUAUGAUUUAAUGGUUUAAUAAAAUUAAAACUGUGUGCAGCCAGUCAUGUCAGACGGACAUUUGUAAAUAUUUAUAGAAAACGACUGUGGACACAACAAUGGAGGCACAUAACAAUUGGCCUGAGUCUGCGUGGAGGAUUUAUAGUCCUUGUUUCACACUAAUGACAAGUUCCGUUUCAUUGAGGUUUAUUUCAUUGCUAUAAUAAUAUGAAGGAGGUGGGAGUGUAAAUGUGAGGAAGUGUGAGGCAGCUGCUGAUAUUUAACCUGAGACACUCCAGUGAAGGGGACGCUGCAGUGUUCACAGGCCACAAACCAGCUGAGCGAAGGUUUUCAGCUCGUUACAGAAGGUGAUUUGGUGUCACGUGAACUGUCACAAUAAAGCUUCUGUUCUGGAAA